GCCCACCCGCCCCCCGAGCCGGCAACAACUCGUUACCGCGAUCAGUCCGAGUACAAAUCGAUCCGUGUCGAUUAAAAGCAGGCAGGGAGGCAGGCAGGCGAUGGCGCCGAGCGCGUCGAUGCUGUUCCUGAGCUACCACCAGCUCCACCAGCCGGCGGAGGCGGCGCCGCGCAAGGAGGAGGCUGCUGCGGCGGGCGCCUUCCGCCGGCUCAGCUUGAGCAGCGCGCUGAGAUCGCUCCCUAUGUUCGAGCGGCGGCGGGAGGCGGCGCCGGCGGUGUGGGCCGAGGGGAAGAUGGUGCGCGAGCGCGACGCCGGCGAUGGCAUCUGCAGGUCGUCGCCGCCGCCGGCGGCGGCGGCGGCUAACAAGGAGCUGGAAGAAAAAUUCGACGAGGCGCUGCGCCUCAGCUGCUUGUCUUCCUGAACGAUCGAAAGCAGAGACGCAUGCAUGCCGUUCCCCCAUCAAAGCGAAGGAUUUGCUUCUUUCUCGUGUUGUCGAACACUACUACUAGUAUGUACAUAGCAUAAGGUCGUAGCUAACUACUGCUCCUGCUCUAUUUUGAUCUGUGCAUAUCCUUCCUUUCGCAAAAUCUUUGUAAGUAGACUCCUGCCGUUGUCGUUAUCGGAUCAAUCUUGUAAUAAACACGUGUUAUUUUGGAAUGAGUUUGGCUGA
Panicum virgatum (switchgrass) is the source of this 670-nucleotide messenger RNA. RefSeq lists its product as uncharacterized. NCBI's taxonomy places the organism in Eukaryota, Viridiplantae, Streptophyta, Magnoliopsida, Poales, Poaceae. The transcript has a single exon. Bases 101 to 421 code for a protein of 106 amino acids. The record is from RefSeq and is a predicted model, not a curated record.